Molecule: messenger RNA, 456 nt
Organism: Fusarium vanettenii 77-13-4
Lineage: Eukaryota; Fungi; Ascomycota; Sordariomycetes; Hypocreales; Nectriaceae
Exons: 6
Coding region: 1-456 (151 amino acids)
Biological process (GO): nucleosome assembly
Molecular function (GO): protein heterodimerization activity; DNA binding; structural constituent of chromatin
Source: RefSeq, a predicted model, not a curated record
AUGCCUCCCACCGCGGCGACUCGCGGGGGUCCUGGGUUGAGGACGAUGAAUCCUUUGAAUCCUCCGGUGCGCAGAGGUGUGGCUCACAAGCCUGGGAUGGGUCGGGGGCCGGGCGGGAAGACCCUACCCGGGACGAAGAGACACCGAAAGGUUCUAAAGGACAGUAUCUUCGGAGUUACCAAACCUGCUAUCCGACGACUUGCGCGCCGCGGUGGUGUAAAGCGUAUCUCUGCCGAUAUCUACGAUGAAUCGAGAAAAGUUCUCAAAACUUUCCUCACAAGCGUUAUUCGUGAUUGCAUCAUCUACGUCGAGUACAGGAACGCAAAGACUGUCACUAUCAGUGACGUCAUUCACAGCCUGAGACGCAUCGGCCGUCCCAUCUACGGGUUUGACCCAGACACGGCAGAGAACAAGGCAAAGAGGCACAACGCUCACCAACCUCUUCGAUACCGCUAA